AAAAAAAGGGGGGGGGGGAGCUAUUUUAGAUUUUACACGCGAUCAUUUUAUUAAGAAGGGCGCAGAAUUUUCAGGUUAUACGAAAUCUCAAACGUCCGCAACCAGUCAAUAUUUCAUUGCCGCAGUGUUCCCAGGUCUAUCACUUGUGACUACUUUAAUGACGGUCUAACGCAGUCUUACGCAGACAGUAUUCAUUGUAGAUCUAUCUAGAUUAGAUCUAACUAGUCUAGUUGUUUUCGCAUGAGGCGAACCUGUCAUUAUUUAUAGCAACCAUCAUGGCCGACAGUUCUUUUCGACCAGGAACUGGAAUAGCUCCGUCGACAUCAGUUGAAAUAUCAGUAUCUUGCAGAAAUCUUGUAGAUUCCGAUGUUUUUUCUAAGUCAGAUCCUAUGGUUGUUGCCUAUAUACAUGACCAAGCAAGAAGAAAUUGGCGAGAGCUGGGUAGAACAGAGGUUGUCUGGAAUAACCUGAACCCAGAUUUUGUUAAGAAGUUUACGCUUCAGUAUUUUUUUGAACAGUCCCAGAAGUUAAAGUUUGAAGUUUAUGAUGUUGAUUCAGCCAGUGCAGACUUGACCAAACAUGAUUUCCUUGGCAGAGUGGAAUGUACCCUUGGUGAGGUGGUAUCAGCAGCUAAGCUAAGCAAAUUAUUAGAUGGGCCUAAAAAGAAUAGUGGACUAAUAAUAAUUGGAGCUGAAGAACUUAGCUCUUGUAAGGAACAAGUGACCCUACAGUUUUGUGGACAGAAGUUGGAUAAGAAAGAUUUUUUUGGAAAGUCAGAUCCAUUUUUAAGCAUAAGUCGAGCUCAUGAAGAUGGAAGUUUUACACUUGUGCAUCGAACUGAAGUGAUAAAAAAGACUCUCAACCCAACAUGGAAAUCUUUCUCUAUACCUGUGAGAGAUAUAUGUAAUGGUGACUAUGACAGAACAAUCAAAUUUGAAUGCCAUGAUUGGGAUGCUGAUGGAGGUCAUGAUUUCAUUGGGUCAUUCACAACGACACUUCGAGAACUGAGUAAAGGCCCUGGAGAUGGUACAGUAUUUGAAUGCAUAAAUGCUAAGAAGAAAGCAAAAAAGGGAAAGAGCUAUCGAAAUUCAGGAUUGAUAAAGUUGUUGUACUUCAAAAUUGAACAGAUUCACACUUUUUUAGACUACAUUACAAGAGGUACCAAAAUUCAUUGCACAUUUGCUGUGGACUUUACUGCUUCUAAUGGAGAUCCUAAGUCUCCCACAUCUCUUCAUUACAUGAAUCCAUUCAGACCUAAUCCAUACGCCACAGCCAUACAAGCAGUUGGGAACAUUAUUCAGGACUAUGACAGUGCUAAGAUGUUUCCAGCAUUAGGCUUUGGUGCAAGAUUACCACCAGAUGGCAUUAUCUCACAUGAAUUUGCAUUGAAUGGCAAUCCUCAGAAUCCUUAUUGCUCAGGAGUUACAGGAGUACUAGAGGCCUACCAUAGAACUCUCUAUUCUGUACAGUUGUAUGGUCCAACUAAUUUUGCACCGUGCAUCAAUCAUGUUGCCAGGUUUGCAGCAGGUGCCAGAAAUGGUCAGGAUUAUUUCAUCCUGUUGAUAAUUACUGAUGGCAUAAUCACUGACAUGCCACAGACCACCGAAGCUAUAGUCAAUGCAUCUAUUCUCCCAAUGUCAAUUAUUAUUGUUGGUGUUGGGGAUGCUGAUUUUCAAGCUAUGGAAGUAUUGGAUGGUGAUGAUGUGAGGUUAUCUUCCAGAGGAAAGUUUGCAGAAAGAGACAUAGUGCAGUUUGUCCCUUUUCGUGACUUUAUGGGAAGCAAUGGUGAAGAUAUAGCAUCUGUUCAUGCCAGACUAGCCAAAGAGGUGCUAGAGGAGAUACCAGAGCAGUUGCUAUCUUAUAUGAAGAGAAACAACAUCAAGCCACAAGCACAACCUCAGCCUGGGAGAACCUAGUUAUGACUCUCUUAAUUAAAAAAAAAAGGUUCUGGUGUUAGUGAAUUUGCAGAGACACUAGAUAAAAUGAAUUAAAAAAAAAUAAAUUUAAAGGUGUCAUUACACUAGAGGGCACAAAUGCUUACGUGAUUUUUUAAAAUGAUUAAAUAUCAGUGAAUUGUUGUUUUUUUAGAAAUAUAAUAACAAUGAUUAAUUGUUCAGAAUAAAUUGUUUGAGACUAUUUUAAUUGAACAGGCAAUAAACCCUGUAAUGGUGGGAUAUCACCAGGAGAUAUGUCUACAGAAAAAACAUUGUUGUUUUUUUAUAAUAAAAUAUUUUUUAUUGUACUAUUUAUAUGAUAAUUGAAUGCCUGUCUUUUGAGAGAGAUAAGUCAACUUUGUUUCCACUUUCAAUUGGCAUAGAUAUCAACACACAUAAGUCAUCUGUUGUUAGAAUGAGCAGGCAGCUGUUGAUUUCUUUCAAACUUAAUGUCUGACUUUUUUUAAAAGUUUGUUGUUAGCAGCUGGCAAUGCAAAAUUUAAUUUGUAAUUUCCCAUUAUCAAGUUCACGUUAGAGUUACUUCAAACAUUUUUUCUUGCAAUAAGUUUUGAUUUUCUUCCCUUCCCUGCUAGAUGGAAUUGGUGUCAAGUUCAAGGUUGUUUCAAUAUAGUUUUUAGUGCCAAUGUGUUCUCACGAAUAAAGAUUAUAGUUGAUGCAGAAUUACCAGUCUAUGUUGAUUGGUAAUGCUGGAGUAUCAGUCUCAUGUUGAUUGGUAAUGCAGGAGUAUCAGUCUCAUGUUGAUUGGUAAUGUAGGAGUAUCAGUCUCAUGUUGGUUGGUAAUGCAGGAGUAUCAGUCUCAUGUUGGUUGGUAAUGCAGGAGUAUCAGUCUCAUGUUGGUUGGUAAUGCUGGAGUAUCAGUCUCAUGUUGAUUGGUAAUGCAGGAGUAUCAGUCUCAUGUUGAUUGGUAAUGCAGGAGUAUCAGUCUCAUGUUGGUUGGUAAUGCAGGAGUAUCAGUCUCAUGUUGGUUGGUAAUGCUGGAGUAUCAGUCUCAUGUUGAUUGGUAAUGUAGGAGUAUCAGUCUCAUGUUGAUUGGUAAUGCAGGAGUAUCAGUCUCAUGUUGAUUGGUAAUGCAGGAGUAUUAGUCUCAUGCUGAUUGGUAAUGCAGGAGUAUCAGUCUCAUGCUGAUUGGUAAUGCAGGAGUAUCAGUCUCAUGUUGAUUGGUAAUGCAGGAGUAUCAGUCUCAUCAGUUUAUGUUAUGUUGAUACAUGAUGAUGUAGAAGUACUAGUCUAUACUUUUUUUUGUGUACAUGAUGCAGAAGUACCUGUCUGUACAGAUAUUUUGAAGAUUUGUUUGUGUCCUACUGCAGCCUGAGUCAUCACAAAGUUUUUUAGCUCAUACAGUUUUAUGUUGUACAAUUAUACAUUCUGUCUGUAUUCUGCACUCAAUUCUAAUUACUAGGUAUUCAUAAUUAUUGUUUUUAUUUUCCAAAAUAUAUUUAUAAUUGUUUGGUUUGGUUAAUUAUUGAAAAAUCUUGGAUUAAUAAUUAUUCAUUUGUAUUGUACUUCAAUUUUUUAAAUUUAUCUAAUGAAAAUGUUUAGAUUAAGAAUUAAAUUUAACAUUACACAUUUUAAUAUGAAAACAAAAUGUUUGAAAAUAUAUUGUUAAUGUAGACAUUUUAUUUAUCUACUUUCUAUUUUAUAUCUUUUGUAUUUGAACUGUAUAUGCUUCAGUGUUGUUGCAUUCCUCUUUAUCUUCUUUUUGCCUUUUAUGUCAGCAAGCUGAAGUAACUCUUUAAGAUUCCGUUCCAUAUUUUUAAUACAUUUUCUUCUUCUUUUUUUUUUUUCACUGUAUCUGGUUUUGUCAGCUUUAAUCUGGUUAACUUAAGUGCACUGGGCACAAAUUUGUUUCCUUCCUACUCUUGAGGUGCUGCAGGAACUAAAAAUAUCAAGUGCUUUACCCUUAUUCAUAAUAUACCUCACAUUUUGAGCUCUUUGUAUAAACUGUUUUGUUCUAUUUACCUUGCUUCUUGUUUUUACUUUACCUUUAAGCUGUACUCACAUUUUUACAUUGUCUUGAGCUCUUUGGCGCAGUCAUUUUUUUGUUUUUUUUUACUCUUCUUGUUAUUUUUCUUUUACCUUUCAUCUUUUUAAAAAAAUUCUGCUUUAUUUUUACAAGUUAUAUUUUUUAUUAAACAAUUCUUAAAUCAUAACAAAUUUAAUCUUUUGAUCCUAAAAAUCCCUACAUAAUGUUCUUCCUCGGAUUAAAUUUUGACUAUUUCAUUCAUUGCAUGCUUUCUUUAGACUUGAACAUUUCUUAUCCAUAGUGGCUCACUCGCAGUCCUAUCUUGACUUUCUUUUUAUUGUUUUCAGAGGCCAUGCUUCUUCUAAAUAUUAUCAUAUUAUUAUUUUAUUAUUGUAAUAAUGUUUUUUUCAUGUACCCUUGGACUUAAGAAACAUUACAUUUUUAAAAUCUAGAAUCUGUAUAAACCUGACUAUAAUCUUUUUUUUAGUUAUCUCCCAUGCCCUGUCUUGAACCCUUGACCUUUGCAGUGCAAAGAACAUUCUAAGAAAAAAUAUUCCUUUAUGUUUUUCAGAUUUUUCUCUUCAAUGUUGCCAUUAAUAUAAGUUACUUAUUUAUAUACAUUUGAGCAAUUUGUUCUGUCAGCCUAUUAAAUCUAUUUAUAUAAAGCUAAAAACAUGACACUUGUUUUGUGAACCUGUAACACCACCAAGUAUAUCACAAGAAAACAAGAUUAUUUUUUUGAAGUAUAAAAAUUACUGAUAAGUUUGUCGUUUAUAAAUUGCAUUUGAUUCAAAUAAUAAGUUAGUACUAUGUUAGAUUAAGUAGACAAUUUUAUAUACCUUGGGAGUGUAGUCAAUGUAUCAGGUGGAAUAGAUGAAGGCAUUAAACGUCAGUAUAAAUCUAGCGCGUCAGACAUUUACACACCUAAAACCAACCUGUAAAUCUCCUCACAUCUCAAACAAGACUAAACUAAGAAUCUUUAACUCCAAUGUCAUGGUUCUGAAAAAUGGAGAACAACUGAAGCCACAACAAAAAAAGUACAAACCUUCAUCAACAGAUGUCUGAGAAAUAUCUUAAUUAUACACUGGUACGACAAAGUAGAAAACACCAAAAUGUGGGAGAUGAGUGGGCAGAAAAAUAUGAAGUGCAGAUCUUAGAGAGGAAGUGAAGAUUGACAGGUUACACCCUUAGAAAAGAUACCAACAACAGAGCUAGACAGGCCUUAGUGUGGAACCCCCAGGGAACAAGGUGUAGAGGAAGAUAAAAAAGAACAUGGAGACGCAGUAUACUAGAUGAAGCUGAGAGGACAGGAAAGAGCUGGGAAGCCAUUAAAAAACUAGCAAGAGACCGUGGAGAGUGGUGUGUUUUAAGUGAGGUCUAUGUUCCAUGAGGAACUCAAAGGAAAGAUGAUGAGUUAGUAUUAUGUUAGUUAGCUACCUUCAAAUUUGUGUUGUUUUUUUCUCAUUUUCGAAAUGCAUAUUAGUGAUUGACUUCAGCUAAUAUAAUCUUUUUUUUUUAUGAAUGCUUUAAUUCAUAAUUCUUAAAUUGUGAUAUUCUUUACAUUUCAUCAGUCUGCUAGAAAGAUAACUAUUCCAUAUUUUUAUUUUACAAAGCAAUCAGCAUUAAAACUUGUGCCAGGUUCACCAUCAUGUACAUUCCAAAACUGAAUUUUUUUUCCCUCUAAAUCAAAAUAGUUCAUAAAGCAAAUAAAAAAUGAAAGCACCUAGAAAUGAUUUAGCAUUUUGUAAAGUUGUUUCAAAACCAUGACAAUGAAUGGGAAGUAAUUGGGAAGAUGUAUACAAAUAGUGUUCAGAUUGGAUUGAAAUUGGGAAAUUAAAAUAAAAUUUUCUUCUUAAAAAUUUAAAGUAGAAAUUAAACUUUUUUUUUUUUGGGUUGCAGCUUGAGUCAAAUAGUUUCUUUGCAUUAUUUUUUUUUUAUAUAAUUCUUGGAAUUCAUCAAUUUAAAAAAAAAUUUGGCUCAUGAAUUUCUAAUCAGAUUUUUAAAAAAGAAUAAUUAAUUUUUUAAAAUUAAAAAUUAAAUAAUAGGGACACAUGUUUCUGUUUGAGUCAUAUUACUUACCAGCAUUAUUCAUCUUAGACUUGAAACUUGAGCUGUCAUCAUUUUAAACGAUUUUGUAAAUACUAGCAUGAAGAAUCUCAUUCAAUUAGAUGCAUAAUAACUGCUACAUGUUUACAUUAUUUUACAUUGAGCCCAUGUACAUUGUUAGCAGCACACUAUACACAAAAUGUGAAGCCACAUUUUGAAAUUGGAAAUAUAAAUAAAAACACACUUUAUUUCUAAAAUUAUA
Messenger RNA from Biomphalaria glabrata, 6226 nucleotides. RefSeq names its product copine-8-like. The record is from RefSeq and is a predicted model, not a curated record. Lineage: Eukaryota; Metazoa; Mollusca; Gastropoda; Planorbidae. The transcript is spliced from 21 exons. Gene Ontology annotation, cellular component: plasma membrane. Bases 276 to 1916 code for a protein of 546 amino acids. Gene Ontology annotation, molecular function: calcium-dependent phospholipid binding. Gene Ontology annotation, biological process: cellular response to calcium ion.